AUGUGAUGCAGACCUUCACGUGUAAACACGACAUAACGGUUUCCGAAACUCAGUUUUCGUGUUUCGGAAGAUGUGACGCAUGUAAAGCUACACCCGUUCUGUAGAGAUUAGACUGCGGGAGGAACAUGGACAUAGAACGUAAAUAAUAUCUAUGGUCUACGAACACGAAGGAAUUAAUUUUUUAUUCCAGAGAUAGUUAGACGCUAAUGUCUUUAAUUGUGGAAUGUAUAUCUUUGGACUUAUGGGCGUGUUGUUGUUCUUCGUAACCGCAAUUAUUGUCGCAAUCAUUAAUAAACACAGUGCGGAGUGCAAUUUUCUUUUUAAUCGCUUUGCUUGUACAGUGGCAACAUUCACCAGAUAAUUCACUUUAUGAUUUAAAUCGGCUAAAUGUUCUUCAGUGGCUAAUUAUUUACUGGAUUGGAUUGUUUAUUUGGUUUUCUGAAUUAGGCAUUGUAUUGACGUUUGUUUGAGUGCAGGCUUAUUUGCAAACAACAAACGUUCCACAAUGAACUAUGGACGGAAGACCCCAAGUAUGGGGACACCAUCUGUCUAUUCUCAUAUGACAAACAGGUCCUCUGCAGGUUUAAAAUCUUCUCGGUCACUUCGAUCAUUAAAAACACCAUGGUAUCAGAAACCAAUAUUACAAGAUGCCAUUAUCCUUGAUUUACAAAGAGGAGCUCUUGUGGUAGCUGUUUAUUCACUGGUUCUCAGUCUGUUUACAAUCAGCACGGCUGUAUUUGAUAUUUACUGCCUUGCAAUGGCAACUCCUGGAUCGACUCAUUACGGAUAUUACAUUAUCAGCUUUGAAUUUGUUUAUGUUGGCAGUUUGCAUGUUCGAAACGCACUUGUUGUGUUUGCAUUGUUUUCAUUAAUUGGAGGAAUGGCUCUAUUCGUGACAAGCAUCAUGCUAAUUAUUGCUCUUCGAAAGGAAUAUGAGAAGAAGAUGGUACCAUGGAUUUAUUGCUUUGCAGCAUUUACACUGUUCCGAUUAUUUGCCUUCGUAUUUGCAUCUAUUGUGAAUGACAUGAUAUUUUCGUACAAUAUUGCCAUGUGCUUUUUGUGGAUUAUGUUUUCGGCUGCUAAUGUGUAUGGCUUUCUCUUGGUAUAUUCCCUGUACCUGGAACUUUGUGAUUUGACAAAGCUAGAAGAUCUGGCACAUUUAAGAAUGGGCACAAUGACAUCUUUGAAUGCGUCUACUACCCACUCCAUAGCAGGAUCUCGACCAACGACACCCCAUAGCACAGUCUCAACAGCUCCGGCAACAGGAUUUUGAAAUAUGUAGACAGGACUUGACAUAAAAUGACAAAGAAUUGAAAUUAGCAAUGUGGAUGGUCCCACUUUUCUACAAAAUAAUUCACACGUGAUGAGCGCUGCUAAUAAACAAACAUUAUUUUUACAAAUAUUAUUUUUUGCGUGAUGCCAUUUGUCAGUAGUUUAAGAUUUUUGCAUUUAGAACAUAACUUGGUCAUAUUUACCCAUCAGUUUUGAAGAAUAAGUGCAGUUUUUGGUGUCAUGCCAGCAUUUUGCACUACUUGUCAUAAAACAUGUGCAGCUGUAAACCACAAAUGCACUUGAAAGAUUUUGUCUAUGAAUUCAGUUUAAAAAAAAAGGCAGGCUUUAAUGUUUCUGUUAUUUCACCUGUUGUCAUGAGAUUCUUUUCCUCUGUGAGAAGUACUUAAUUUGACAGCAUUGUAAUGUAUGUAUACUCGCAAAGAAAAAGUUCUUGAAUCUCAUUUGUGUUUUGGAAGAAUGUAUCGUGAUUGCGAGUCUUCACUUUACAGUAUAAUACUAGAAAUGUUAUUGUCUUCUCUAUUGCCGUCGAACAGUUCAUUGUCAUAAGAAAAACUGUGUUCACAGAUUAUUCAUAUAUUUCACAUACAAACAGUGAUUUUAAAAGUGAUAGUUGUCUUAUCUAUAAGUCACUUACGGCUUCACUGUAGCUGGACAGUGUAUAUUUUUGAUAGAUACUAUAAAAGUGAGAUUAAUUGGAUCAAAAGGAAAGUUCGCUUGAAAAAACUGUUAAAUUUCAGGCAGACAGAACGACUGACCAACACUUACACUUAAGAUGGGAAAGUUAAAAUACUGCUGAUACAUAAAUUUGAAUGUAGGAAGUAAAAAUAACAUUUAGCCACCAUAACUGUUGUCCUUUUCUGUGGGAGAAAAGACGGGUAGCUUGGGGAAGGUUGGAAGGAGGAGCAUGUAACUUUGACAGAUGUCCCAGUUUGGGGGCUGUGUAACCUGCACCUCUUUCUCGUCAGCGUCCAAGGUAUUCCUCUUUUCUCCUUGACGAAGUACUAGCAGUUCUGAAAACUAGACAUUAUUGUUUCUAUUUUUAAAUUUGCAUUUUUGGUACACAUAUAAUACUGCCUCACGAUGUCAAAUACUGGUCAGCAAUGCCAUCUACUUGUAUACUGAUUUGUCAUACAGAGACUUUGUGCAUUUAUACUAAUUUCAGUCCAAUCAGUAAAAAUGUGGUAUAUUACAGAAUUUAAACUUUUGCACUAUAAUUAAUGAUUUCCAAGUUCCUGGCUUUGCAACAGAGUUAAUGUUAUCAUUCUCCUUCAACAAGAUUUUGACAACCUCCCUAAAUGUCUUUGUCAGGUGUCAGUUGCAGCCUCUGAAGUGGCCUUAAAUUCUGUAAGAUUUUUAUUCUUUGACAGUGCUUGUAAAUAUCACUAGAGUGGUGGUGUCCUGUCCACAGUUUUGUUGGAGUCCAGAUGGUAAGCAUUGAACUCUGCACAUGACACCUCAUGAAGACAACGAGAGAAGUUGUGAGAAUAUCAUGGAAGGACGAACCUUUCAGUUUGUUUUGACACAUCCCACUGAAUGAAAACUGUGUGCCAGCCUUGGUCCAAACCCAGAACAGCUGUCGGGGCACAACUUGUGAUUCACCCUCACAACUUACUGGCAGAAGUAAUGUUGUGAGUUGCGCCUGGAUGGCUGUCAUUAAGAGCAUUGCCUGCUAAAGGCACUGUUCUGUGUUAGAGUUUGAAUCUGGCACACAAUGUUCAUCUGUCAGGAAGUAUCAUAGAAGAAAAGUGACAACUAAUCUGGUAGCAAAACCCAGAAACUUGGAAAGGUAGCUGUGUGGACUUCGGCAGUAUUAAAGAAAGAAAAAAAAUAUUUUUGUUGUGGAAGACUAUUAAUCUUUACUUCCUGCUAUGAGGAGCUCCUUCUAUUUUAAUAAAUAUUAUAUUGUGAGGUACCAAAAGAUUCAUUUCAGUAUUAAAACAGAGUUUUUUUAGUACAGUGUAUUUAGUUAUCAUCAGUAUUCUUGGUUAUUUCGUAAUAAUUGGGGAUGGAACAUGUAUCAAAUAAUAUUGUUGUGUGUAAAAGGUCAUGUGGAGUUAUUUGCUGUGCAGCAUUUAAAGUAAUUGUCAUGUCAGUCAUGUAGCUGGCACAAUAACUGUAUAGCAUUGUUUGAAUCUGUUUGUUUUUAUUGAACUGGAGAAUCUGCACUUUUUAUUGUGUUUUAUGUGCUACUAUGUCCCUAUUUUUUAACUAAUUCAUUAUUAUGACUGGUCAGAGUAUAUCUAAGUGACAAGUUUACAUGUCCAGUAAAAUAUUGAUGUGUUAUAUCACAUUUGUGUAUAUCAUGAGCUUGCAAAUCCGUCCAACUUUUUAUUAUAUUUCUUAAAUAUUUUUUGAUUAUACAGAUUACAAUAAAUAUUUUAAUGAAUUUGA
Schistocerca gregaria is the source of this 3684-nucleotide messenger RNA. RefSeq lists its product as uncharacterized. The transcript is spliced from 6 exons. The record is from RefSeq and is a predicted model, not a curated record. Bases 506 to 1273 code for a protein of 255 amino acids. Lineage: Eukaryota; Metazoa; Arthropoda; Insecta; Orthoptera; Acrididae.